Molecule: messenger RNA, 1742 nt
Organism: Anthonomus grandis grandis
Lineage: Eukaryota; Metazoa; Arthropoda; Insecta; Coleoptera; Curculionidae
Product: GILT-like protein 1
Exons: 4
Coding region: 91-774 (227 amino acids)
Molecular function (GO): oxidoreductase activity, acting on a sulfur group of donors, disulfide as acceptor
Source: RefSeq, a predicted model, not a curated record
UUUUAUAACAAUGCAACGGUUGAAUCACAUAUUUAGUCGUGCUUCUGACAACUUGAUAUUCAUAUUUAUUUUCUUUAAAAAUAUCUUAAGAUGGUCUGCAAUAUAAAUACAUUAAAUAAAAAUUGUGUAUUAGUUAUUUGGAUUUUGGGAUUUUGUCUUCAGGCAUGCUUGGCAUCAGUAAACGUAUCAGUAUAUUACGAAACGCUGUGUCCGGAUUGUAUCAAUUUUAUUACGACUCAACUACAUCCAACUUAUCUAGAACUUGGUGAUCAGUUUGUUCAUCUGGACUUUAUUCCUUAUGGAAAUACAAAGGAAGAUGUUAUUAAUGGUACAACGACUUUCAUAUGUCAACAUGGCCCUAAGGAAUGCUUUGGUAAUGAAAUACAUGGAUGUGUUGUUUAUUUUGAAAGGAUCAACGUUACUGAACGAUUCAUAAAUUGUGCUGAGAGCGCUUAUGUUCCAACAUCCUUAAAUACGUUUAAAGAUUGUGCAAAUAAAUAUGGAGUUUCGUGGGCAAGAGUUGAACAUUGCAAUACCUCCGGUCUAGCAGAGAAAAUUCUAGGGGAAAAUGGAGCAAGAACCAAAUUAAUUCAACCAAAAUGGGUUCCAACUAUAGUUUUUAAUGACGUUUUUAAUGAAUCCGAUAAUAAUGAGGCACAAAGAAAUUUUAAAGCUGUGGUUUGUAGAUAUUUGGGAAACAAACCUGAGCAGUGUAGCAGUUUAAAUUCAAUUAAGAAUUUCUUUAGAAGUCAAGUUACAGUUGAAAGAAUAUAAAAAAAUUAACCUAUUUAUUAAUUAAAAUUUAUUUUAAGAAAAAAAUUUAGUAUAUUCACGUAUGGUUCAUACCUGGUGAAUGUCUUGUAACUAAUAGGCGUUUCAUAAAUAUUAAAAGUAUUGUUUAAUAAUUAAUAAAUUCUAUAUUAUUCCACAGACUACAAACUUAAAAGAUAUUAUUUCUGUAUGUUUCUGUAUGUAAAGAUGCUGACGUUUAAACGAUCAUAUUUCUGGAUUGUUCUUAGAGUGAUUGCUUAAAAUUAUCUGAUUUUGAUACCAACAGCGAAGUUUAAUUAUGUCGGACCUUUGUUAUUCAGAAUCUUAAACUCAAAAGCAUAUGUUUAGACAAUAUGAAGUGAAUGUCUCUCAUUAUGAAUAUAUAUGUCUUACCAAGACGCCUGCUUUGUACCUGUCAUGACUAUGGUACCACUUGCUGUUUACACCUUGAUACUAUAACCUGGAAUCUGCGUUAAAGUCCUGUUUAGGUGAUUUCCCAAAUAAAAAUUCGGUACAUUCGGACGUAAUGAAUUUGAUAUUCAUUUAUCAAAAUGAUAAGAAAAAGUUAAUGUAGGUAUAGAAAUUGGAUAGUAAUAACAACUAUAAAUAAAUAUUAUGUGUAGUCGCUGCCAAAAGUACAUAAUUUAAUUUGGUUACUCUACGAAGAACUGGUUCGAACCUGACAAACAAUGUAAAUAUCACAGAGUUGUGAUAGGUGAAAAACAGCAAUUUUGACAGGUUUGGUACAAAGUAAAUUAUGUCUGGCAUCGACAUAAGAUAACAUGAAAUAGUAUAACUAAUGCACCUUAGGAUAAUACAGUUACAGUAUCCUUGGGCGUAGUUUGGGUGAGGUGCUUGAAAUUUAAAUCGCUCCAAAAAUUAUUAAUGGUGGUGAAAUAAUUUUAAAUACUGUAAGUGUAAUUCAAACAAAUGUUUAUUUAAGAAUAAGGAUAAUUGCUAAUCUUUAUAAA